AGGUAAAACCAAUAUGGCGGAUUAAAAGAAAAUAGCAACGUCUGUAGUAACCAGUAGUAACCAGUAGUAACUAGUUGUAACGUCUGUCAAGAUCUUAUCUUGACUGCCAACAUUUGAUGGAAUGGCGUAAGCUGAGGCAAAUCAUACAACAAGCUAGGAGCCAGGCUAAAUCUCAGAAUGGUAAGAUAUGGUACGAUCUGUAUCAGGAGCACAUAGUGUCCCAACUAGAUGGUAGUACAGACGACAUGUUGUUCUACGUGAGACACAGUACACCCCAGCUAGAUGAUCCUAGUACUCUAUUAGAGAUAUUCAGGGUAGAGGACGUGAAGAAACCUGACUUUAACAACAGGAAGUAUAGUUGGAUGGAAACGUUUUAUCUGAACAUGCUGCUUCACCAUUUCAACUUCAUUAUGACGUGCGCGGUGUGUGAACAGAAACCACCAGGCAAGGCUCUCAAGAUAUACAGGAGUUUUAGUGUCCCUGUGUACGGGUCUCCCAACAAACACAACAUGAGCGGUAAAGCUAAGAGCACUAGUAUUUCCUAUCCUAACAUUUACUUCUCUGUUUUUAACUUUGAUGAGAUCUUCAAUGGGAUUGUUCUUACUGAUAAUGAAAUGGUUUGCGUUGAGCUGGUAGCUGUUGACAAAGCAGAAACAGUACAAAUAUCAGUUUUCCUGGGAUCUAUCAGAUACGAGAUACUGAGAUCAACCUUGGAGAACAGGGCAAGUCUGAAGAGUAAGUUCCUGAAGCAAGUUUCUCUGGGUCUCUACCCUGGAGAACAGACCUCUCAGUUCAUCACAAUGAAUGGUCCCAAGUGUAGAGGCAGAGUGGAAAUGUGUGUCAGUUCUUUUAAACCGGAUAUCAACAAGGACUUCGUUGUCAGUUUUGACAGAGAAGCAGAUCACCUGGAGACAGAAGGCGGGAAAGGAGGGGGAGGGUCCUCGGUAAGGUCUGUUAGUAGGUCAAGUGAACCAGACACCUCAGAUAGUAGGCGACUCAGCUCCAACUCCAAACAAAGAUACGUAUCUAACAACUGGGUAUUUAAACCCUCUUCCUCCCACAACUACGUUAACGCUCAGCUAACCUAUCUGACUCUCCGCUGGGACGAACUUCUAGACGACCUGAUAGAGUGUAAAAAGAAGCCUACUCUUAAAAGCAGAUAGAUUUUACUGAACUUGUAAAGGCAUGUUAUCAAGUGUGCACUGUGCAGUUAUCACCCUUAAACUUACUCAGUUUCAAUUGAGUUAUGGUUAAUUUGACAUUAUAUAAUAUCGUCCAGUUGUUUCUUUUUUGUAAUGUGAUUUUUAAAAGUCCAGUGGGUUAAUAAAUUAUGUUUUUGAAAUUUUGAAGCUCUAUUUUUGAUCAUACUGAAGAUUUACAUGUUUUAAGGUAUUUUUUACCUAUCUUUUUAUCACUAAAAUUAUUAAACAUAAUUCGGUGGUACGUGUGAUGUGACACUGUUGAUUGACCCAACAGGUUAUAGCAGAUAUUAAGUUUCUCUUUUUGUUGAGUUUAUGUAUAUAAUUACAGAAAGAUAUAAUUAAUGAUGGGUAAGAACAGUAAUUAUUGUACUAUAUAUACUUAUAUAGCUGAGUUGUAGAAAAAAAUAUAUCGAACAAAAUGGAACAUUCUCGAAACGUGGUGAAUCAAAUUGCUCGUUCAGCUAAAUAUGUGGCGACGGCAUCUUAUGUAUUUAUAUGUGUAAUACAAGACACAUCUAAACCAGAAUAUUCGGGUUAAUGAGGUCCCAUCUAUUCAAUUAUCUCCGCUUACCGUGCAAGUCAGCUGUUCUUAUCUCAUUAGACACGUUAUCUUGUGACUACACCACAAGGAGUAUCUCAAGGAGCAGUAUAUCUGUCAUGUAAGACCACGUUUCCAAAACUUCGUCAAAAGUACCACUACCGCUCGGCGUGGUGGACACUCUUUUGAGUUCUGUGCCAUGCUAGCAUAUUCUACAAUCAUUACUGAAGUUGUAUCUCAAGUAUUGUUACUCGUCAUUUAUGUGCUUCUUUGCCGUGGACUGGAACAUGAAGUACGACAACCCGGACACUUUCGGAUAAACCUCAUCAAACUAUUGAAAUAAGUACCGUACCCCCUUUAGCCCCCCCCCUUUCUAUUUGGUACACUAGACCUCUACCCCCCCCCCCCCCCCCCCCCCCCCCCGGCCCCCUGGAAUCACAUCACAUUACCCUGCUGACCAACCUUCCAGAACUAUUAUUGUACUCUUGCAGAAUAUUCUCGUGAUCAUUCAUUAUUCCUUGGUAGAUUGUUCUCCUCUCCCAUUAAUGUAAUGCAUUUUGUUAUUUAGCAGUCUGCCUAUUGCUGAGACACGAGAUUAUUGUACCGCUAAUAUGUGUGCUUUUUAAAUUAUAAUUGCAUUUAACAGUAAUGAAUUUAUUAGUCAGUAAAAGAUCCGAUUGUGAUCGGCAUUUUUGUUUUUCCCUCUUUUUUGUUUGUUUGUUUGUUUGGUUUUACGUAUCAGAUGCAAGGCUAGAUUUAAAAUUGUCCUUUAAGGUCAAAAUCGUUCUCAGUAGAAUGUUCUCAAGUAAGUUUCUAGAAUUUUCUAAAUCUUAUAAAUGUUAGUCAGAUUUUAUAGAAAAAGCUGUUUUUAUUCUCUGGUUAAAGUUUGUUUCUAUAUUAGAUUUAAUUUAUGUUUUCGAAUAUAUAAUUAUAAUCAUUGUUUUAGUAAAUUCUUUUUGAUUCAUUACAGAAUACAGGUAAUAAAUGUAUUAUAUAAAGUUUGUGAAUUUGUUGAGUUUUAGUUCAAGUAAAGGUUUCAGAAACAAACUUAUAUGCGAUUGAUGUUGUUUAUUAAAAAUUAGCACAAAUAAUCAUUAAUCACUUG
Messenger RNA from Bolinopsis microptera, 2845 nucleotides. RefSeq lists its product as uncharacterized. Lineage: Eukaryota; Metazoa; Ctenophora; Tentaculata; Lobata; Bolinopsidae. The coding region runs from base 117 to 1163 and encodes 348 amino acids. The transcript is spliced from 8 exons. The record is from RefSeq and is a predicted model, not a curated record.